AUGAAUGUACCGGUACACGUGGUGGCUGUUAUUUUUAUCGUGUCAACUUUUGUGAACAGCUUACAGGUGAAAGCAGUUUCACAUGACCUGGAUCAGAAUCACGAAGGGAUUAACAGACUGAUAGAAUUACUUAAAAGAUAUGACGACCAACCGAAGUCAUCAAAGGCGGACAAACAGAGGGACAGACGGAGGCAAAACGACAAGGAAACCGGAGAUCCCAAUCAAGACAUCGGUGAUCUAACGAAAGAAAGUUGGGAGCGGAUCAAGGAAAGUGAAAAUCCAACCAACCGUCUGGACAAUUGGAAGGAGGACCAAGAUUCCCCGCUGGCAGAUCUCAUGGAAAGCUUUGUAGUUCUGGAGGGGGAUGAAAAGCUCAAGCCGCUGGGACUACGGCCCUGGGAAAAGUCUGUGGUCCACGCGGAAAGCAACGACGCACAUGUUCGUAACACUGGACCCGACAAAAGGGGCAAGGACUACCGUUUGCAGAAGAGAAAUUUUGCUAAAUCAGAGAGACUGUGGGAACACGGUGUCAUACCAUACGAAAUAGACCCCAGGAUCACCCAGCCUGACUUGAUAGCCACCAUUAAAGCUGGCAUCGACCAAAUGAACAAGUACACGUGCUUACGUAUCCUGCCUCGUUCUGAGACGACCAAUCUAAAUCUUCCUCACAAACAGUACAUUGUCUUCCAACCAGAUUCAAUCUGUAUAUCGUUCAUUGGGAGAUACGAAUACCUCAGCACUGACGCCCAGCCGAUCGGCCUGAGCUACCCGCUAUGUAAUCAGUUGCAGACAAUACUGCAUGAGCUGAUGCACGCGGCAGGCAUGCACCACGAGCAGUCACGUGACGAUAGAGAUCGCUACAUCAAAAUAUUUUACGACAAUGUGGUGGGAGAAACCGGAAACAAAAACAUGAAUAUCCACCCUACCUAUGACAGAUACCCGUAUGACGUCGAGUCUGUGCUACAGUAUGGAUUGUACGAUCUAGCUUUGAACAGUAACAUGAAAACCAUGGAACUGAAGGACAAGCUGCUGGAGUUUCUUCCGGCAAUGACGAGGAACUUGUCUUUCUAUGACGUGGCAGAAAUCACCAAGGGUUACCAGUGCACAGAUCAUUGUGCAUCGCUUCCUACAUGUGAAAAUGGCGGGUUUGUCCACAAAGGUUGCGAGUGUUUGUGUCCCAAAGGCUUGAAGGGGGACCGAUGUCAGGAGGUUGAUACAGAUUCCAAUUGUGGUGCGGUUGUCUCGUUAGCCGAGGGUGAAAGCCAGGAAAUAACCACACCCAAUUUCCCUAACAACUACAAUGCCGGUGCUGAGUGUACCUGGUUAAUCAAGGGCCCAGAGAACAAACGGAUUAAGAUGACGAUUCUGGAGUUCCACGUGGCCUUCAACCAGUACCGACGGUUUUGUUACCACUGGGUGGAAAUCAGAUACAAUCUCAUUGGUCAAACGGGAAUCAGGGAGUGUGGUUAUCAUCGACCCGGAAGUGGCGUUAACGUCGUGACAUCAUCGGACGCCAAAGGCAAAAUGUUACUCAUGUUCAAUAGCGCUUUCAACGCUAACGUGCCGCCUACCAAGGGAUUUAAACUGAAAGUAGAAGUCGUCUAAUUAAACAAGAAAGCAUAACACUGUUUAUCAAUUUUGUGAUUAUGAAAGCAGGCGAAAUGAAAACAAUUUUGUAAAGUCAGUCUUGAAUUUCUGAAUAAAGUCGGAAUCAUUU
This is a messenger RNA of Ostrea edulis (European flat oyster), 1717 nucleotides long. RefSeq names its product protein SpAN-like. Gene Ontology annotation, molecular function: zinc ion binding; metalloendopeptidase activity. The transcript has 13 exons. Gene Ontology annotation, biological process: proteolysis. Bases 1 to 1605 code for a protein of 534 amino acids. The record is from RefSeq and is a predicted model, not a curated record. Lineage: Eukaryota; Metazoa; Mollusca; Bivalvia; Ostreida; Ostreidae.